Molecule: messenger RNA, 2869 nt
Organism: Mobula hypostoma (lesser devil ray)
Lineage: Eukaryota; Metazoa; Chordata; Chondrichthyes; Myliobatiformes; Myliobatidae
Product: serine protease 23-like
Exons: 2
Coding region: 349-1467 (372 amino acids)
Biological process (GO): proteolysis
Molecular function (GO): serine-type endopeptidase activity
Source: RefSeq, a predicted model, not a curated record
ACAGCACUGAGAAAACCAAGAGAAAGUUCAGGGGAAAAACUUUCCCAGGAACUUGCGCUGAAGGUUCAGUGAGGAGAGGCGGCAGCAGUUGUCCGAGGCAGUUCUCACAGCUCUAUGGAAAAAAAAUAAACCGUCUGGCAGGAAGUAUUUCAAUUCACAUAGGUAGGAAAAUAUCCAACCGGAAUCACCUAUGCCUACGAAGUGUUGAGCAUCCUGUCAGUGCGUUUUUAUAUCGACAGGACCUGACACAGAAUGAAAGACUGUGCGCCUGCUAGAGUAUAAGAUAGAUACAUCGCUGAGAAAAACAAAAUCUCCGUGGGGAAAGCCUUUUAAAAACAGCCAAUCAUCAUGGUGGCCAGGCCGGCUCUUCUCAUUUUGCUUUGUUCCAUUAAACAUGUGGUACUGCGCAAGGCUGAAUGGCAGAAAUCUUAUGUACCUGCAAUUUACCCCAAGGCAACUGUUACACUGGAGAGUGCACAUUUUGAAGGCAAAGCCAACCUGAAAGUAACUUCGCUCUGUGGGUUAGACUGUCACAAAAGAGCACCCCUGCCAACCUAUGAAAAUCUGAGAGAAUAUUUGUCUUAUGAAACUUUGUACUUAAAUGGAAGUAGAACUCUCACAGAUGUGGAUAUCCGUGGUUUCAUUGCUACUGAUUUCGGACAUGAACAGAAUCACAGAAACAGCGUAAGAACAAAAAGACAGAUCUUUGGCUUGGAUUCUCGAUUCAGCAUCUUGUCGAAAAAUUUGCUGUUCAAUUAUCCGUUUUCAACUUCGGUGAAAAUCUCUACGGGUUGCACUGGGACCUUGGUAUCUGCAAAACAUGUUUUAACUGCUGCUCAUUGUGUUCAUGAUGGCAAGAACUACGUGAAAAAUGCACAAAAGAUGAAAGUUGGAUUCUUUAAGACCAAACAGAAAGAGAAGGGAAGAGCCAUAACUCAAAUCAACCCACUUCUUCCAGAGAAACCUCGAUUCCAUUGGAUUAGGGUGAAGCGGACAUACAUUCCAAAGGGGUGGAUCAAAGGUUCGGAAAAUGAUGUUGGCAUGGAUUAUGACUAUGCAAUUCUGGAACUGAAAAGGCCUCACAAGAAACCCUUCAUGAAAAUAGGAGUGGCUCCUCCUCGAGAGAGGCUGCCUGGUCGCCGGAUUCACUUUUCUGGGUUUGAUAAUGAUCGUCCUGGGGAUCUGGUGUAUCGUUUCUGCUUGGUCAAAGAUGAAACCUAUGACCUCCUGUAUCAGCACUGUGAUGCUCAGCCUGGGGCCAGUGGCUCAGGUGUUUACAUCCGAAUGUGGAACAGGAAAAUCCGGAAGUGGGAGCGAAAAGUGGUUGGGAUAUUUUCAGGUCACCAGUGGGUGGAUAAGAAUAGCAUGCAACAAGAUUACAAUGUAGCUGUUCGCAUCACUCCUCUGAAGUAUGCACAGAUUUGUUUCUGGAUUAAGGGAAAUUACAUUGACUGUAGGGAUGGAUGAGAUCUUAAUUUUUUGCUCUGCUUUUUAAACCAUGUGCUUUGCAAGCUAGUAUACACUUGUACCACAAAUAUUCAAUUCCAGAGCCUCAUUUACUGUGGGCACAGUUCUUCUGAUUAAACCUAAAAGAACCAAUUAUCAAAGUGGUGAUCAUUAAGAAUAAGAGGAAAGCAGGUGUAUGAGCAGCAGGGAGUAGAGGGAUGUAGAGCAUGUACAGGCAGAUAGGAUGCAUUCUGAUUGGCACCAUGGUUGGUGCAGACAUGCAGGUUGUACUGAUCUAUAAUGUACUCGGUCUUCUGAGUAGGAGAAUCAGAGUUCUUCUGGGUACUGAAAAGCGGCUUUUUCCUAACUAGAACCAGUGCUGCAACCAUGUGCCAGGGUCAAGCAACUGCAUCAUAAAAGCAUGCUUUUUGAUUGCAGGUUAACCAUAAUCUAAGGUUGUGAAAGCAAGUCUGUAAUCGCUCAGAUUAUCUGUCAGAUAUGACAAGCAGAUCAAUUUAAGGUUAUUUGAAGAUUGGAAGAAAAUCUGGAAUACAAUGGAAAAUGCUGGAAACACGCAGCGAGUCUAGAAUUACCUGCAAAAGGGAACAGAAUUUCUGUGCAAUAUUUUGGGUCUAUGACCCUUCAUUAGAACUGAAUGUUUCCAGCAAUUUCAUUUUUUUCUUAUUAUUGCAAACAGACGUUGACUUGAAUAGAACUGCUGGUAAUUGGCCAACAUAUCUCUGACAGAAUGAUAGAAAGAAUCCCACUGAUUAUCAGCUAUUCAAUUUGAAGAGCAUCUAUACCUUAAGCAUCACAACCUCUUUUGGAAACCUUUUAUGUAAAAUGUUGUACUGUUAGUGACAAUAAGCAGAAAAGAGAUCAUUCACUGAUUUUAAUUUGAACUGUGAGGCAUACUUAGAGUUACAUAAAGUGAAUGACUAUUCAAAAUAAAUAUGCAGUUAGUGAUGACAAAGUGAUUUGGCCACAAAAUGGGAGCAUGAGAAAUUAAUGGCAUUUGAAUACUGUAUUAAAAAUUUAAUCAGUCAGUAUCAAAUGCAAACGCUUAUUUCAAUCCUUGUUAUUCCUUUUGCACAGCACUUGCAAACCAUUGGAAAAAAUGUCUGAAGCUUUAGUUUAUUCAACAAAAAGUUAAGAAAUACAUAAACCUUUUGCAUUUUUCAGUCCCAGCAGGAUGAACUUGGAUAGUGGGGCAAUACUUGCUUUCUAUAAAGCUGGUGUGUAUGUAAAUUUACCAGAAUUUAUUAUCAAAAAGGUGUCUACAGAAGCAUUUAUAUCUUAUACAUCUACCAAAUGUAAUACUGCUCUGAGAAUUGUUUUUAAUAUGUUGCUAAUGAGUCAUGGCCUUUGAAUGUGGACAAUCUAAUGCAAUCUAUGUCAAUAUUUUAAUCAAUAAAAAAGCAAG